AUGAUGCUCGAAGGAGUCGCAUUCAUCACCGGUGCCGCAUCAGGAAUCGGAAAAGCCACCGCCUAUGCCCUCGCCCGACACGGCGUCCGCCAGCUCGCUAUCGCUGAUCUCAACUUCGCCGCGACACAGGAAACCGCCCAGGACAUCGAGGCCCACUUCAGUGGAGUGAGAGCGAUCCCGCUGUGCAUUGACGUGACUGAUCCGGUCUCUAUCCACGAGGCUGUAUCGGAGACGGUGAAGCAAUUCGAGAGGAUCGAUUAUGCGGUCAAUAGUGCUGGGAUUGCUGGGUCGAUGGCGUAUUCGGGGGAUCAUGAUAUCAAGGAUUGGGAGAAGACGGUGGGGGUCAAUUUACAUGGGGUGUGGAUGUCGAGUCGGGAGGAGAUUAUGGUUAUGAUGGGGCAGGAGAAGAGGGGUGAUAGUCCCCGUUCAUCACGAGGUGUCAUUGUCAAUGUCGCAUCUGCAUAUGGUCUUGUAGCGACGCCGGUCAAUAUACCCAUCGUUUCUUAUACCGCUGCGAAACAUGGUGUGGUUGGGAUGACCAAGGCUGAUGCUAUUGUCUACGCGCCUCUGGGGAUCCGGAUUAAUGCUAUCUGUCCUGGUUAUGUUCAGACACCGAUGAUCGAUCAGAUGCCUGAUGAAGUGAUGCAGAAGGAAGUGGCGAGAGUCCCUGUGGGGAGAUUGGCGGAUGCAGAGGAAAUUGCGGACACGAUUACGUUCAUGUUGUCGCCGAUGAGUAGCUAUAUGUAUGGGUCUGCAUUGGUGGUGGAUGGGGGAUUUAUUGCGCAGUAA
Molecule: messenger RNA, 789 nt
Organism: Aspergillus costaricaensis CBS 115574
Lineage: Eukaryota; Fungi; Ascomycota; Eurotiomycetes; Eurotiales; Aspergillaceae
Product: SDR family NAD(P)-dependent oxidoreductase
Exons: 4
Coding region: 1-789 (262 amino acids)
Source: RefSeq, a predicted model, not a curated record